GGGGGGGCCGAGAAGACGGACGCCCCCGUUGUCAUCGUCGAAGAGCACUCUUCCUCCUCCCCUUCGGGAAAUAUCCUCCCUCCUCCCGGGGGCCAGGAUAACAGCCUGGCUUGGCCCCGGGAUGAUGUGCAGUUCUCUAUCACCAAGGGAACUGCCAUCAUGCACGGCACCCUCAACCCGAGGGAGUUCCUAAAGGGUGCCACGCCCCCGACUGACAAGUCGGUGCUGUCGAGGGCCAAGGAUGACGCCCUCAGCGCCAAAGUGCUCCAAGCCUCUGUCACCGCUGCCCUCGGUCUUGGAGAGCUGCUCCAGAGGAUGGAGCAAUAUCAGGCGCAGAAGCGCCAGGCUGAUGAGGCCCUGGCGGAGUCCCGGCGGCAACUUCAAGAAGCUCAAGAGACCCUCCGGCUGGAGAAGAUGGCGUUCAAUAGCAUCCUCGAGAAUAACAAAGUGAUCGCCAGAGCCGAGGGGAAGGCUGACGCAGAGAGGGCCGCUGCCGAAGCAGCCAAGAUUGCCGCCGAGGAGGCCGAGGCAACCAAGAAGGAAGCUGUCGCCGAGGCUGAGAAGAACGCCGUCGCCGCCUUUGUCGCUGAGGGCUGGAGGGCCGAGGACCGGAAAGAAUGGGUGGCCUCGGUCAUAGAGCAGGGCGUCGAGGGCUGGGUGGCAGGCCCCGGAUCUGAAUGGAUGGCCCUGAAGGGCAAAAACUAUUUUGACGGGGGCGAAUUUUUUACCCAGCGUCUGAUCUACAGGAAGCUGGCCGGCCACUUUGGCGUUGACCCUAGCCACUUCGAUCCCUCGGCCUACGGCCUUCCUCCUCGUCAGCCUGAUGUCCGGAAUCCCCUCCCGGAGGGCGAAGAGAGGCGCCAGCUCUCGGAUUCUGAGUUGAUGAGGGAAUGCGGCCUCGCAGAUGAGGAUGAAACUGCUGAUGAUGCCACCACUGAGCCCAAGACCGACGGAGUCCAAGGAGCUUAGACUCAGGAUCUUUUCGAUGUAUUAUUUUUAAUAGCCUGUAUCCCUCGG
This is a messenger RNA of Cuscuta epithymum, 1017 nucleotides long. Lineage: Eukaryota; Viridiplantae; Streptophyta; Magnoliopsida; Solanales; Convolvulaceae. The record is from the annotation of a GenBank genome assembly.